This is a messenger RNA of Pelobates cultripes (western spadefoot toad), 13105 nucleotides long. The record is from the annotation of a GenBank genome assembly. NCBI's taxonomy places the organism in Eukaryota, Metazoa, Chordata, Amphibia, Anura, Pelobatidae.
CUUAACCCACGGACCCAGGGCUCUAAAACGGCUAAUAAUGAUGUCACCAUUUCGUUAAGUCAACACCACAAGCAGGUAUAAAAUAUUCUGCGUUCACAUAACCUUCCCCAGUCUGCUCAGGAAGAUGAAGGUGUUGACUAUCACCGCGCUCUUAGCCUGCGUACUCGGCUUUGGUAAGGACAAGGUUUGGGAUGGAAGCUGGGAUUGGAAUACAAGCUACAUGCUUUAUAAAUGAAAUAUUCCAAUAUUGUUUUAUUUUCUAACGAAUAAGAUUAUUACAUAUAUUAGCUUUUUCUCUCGUCUGGCACAAAAUACAGAGAGAUUGGUCCACUAUAACUACUUUGUCUAAUGGCAGUUUUUCAUAACAAUAUUGGUUAAAAUGUUUAACUGCAUAUAAUUUAAAUAUAAUCUAUAUAAAUGGAAUCUAUCGUCCUAUAUAGAAAUAAGCUAUUUAUCUAGAUGAAAAUAAUAAGUAAUGUUUUUAUUAAAUUGUCUAUCAUUUCACCAUACAGAAUUUGAUCUCUGAACUGUAUCAAGUUGUGUGAAAUUCUGCUUGUGCUGGGUGGGUGGGUGCUUGGUGGGGGGGUGGGUGAGUGCUGAGUGGGUGCUUGGUGGGGGGUUGUUGGGUUUGUUCAAAUACAAAUUUCAGGUCAGAGUAGUCAAACUGGCAGCAUCUCUGACAUGGUGUGGUGUGCCUCUCCAUAGUGGAAGCACUAUGCUUAAGCCUGCUUAAACCUGCAGGAGCGAUACCACCUGCAGUGACUCUUGUUGAAGAGGCUGCACACACCUUUUUUAUUUUCCUGCCGACAUACCGGUUAGUAUGCUGCCCCAGAAAAAGGGAGAUGGGCGACACUGAAUACCAAAUUCCAUCCCCGGGCAAGCCACCAUGUUUAGGUGGAAUUGCUGGCUGUACCAAAACCAGCAUUGCCCACCAAAAAUGUUGUACUCCCCCCCCCCCCAGAUCAUGUUCAAAUACCCAAAAAGAGAGAGAGCAGAGCCCUCUCCGGAAACUGACAAACCAAGAUGCAUCAUCAAUUAUAACAAUGAUUUUGACAUGUUUUUAUCAAACGUUAUGAAAAUUAUAGGAAAAAAAAAACUGGUCAGAAAAGUUAGAAAAAUUGGAAAAGUCAGCUAUGAUUUCAAUUUGGCGUAUUUUGCCCUGAAAUGUUAAAGUCACUUUGAAUUGUCAACAAUUCACGCUUUUUUUGAAAAACCCUGCUAGUGUUUUAUACAGUGUAUUACAAUUAUAAUACAUUGUGUGUUCCUUGUAUUUCUGUUGUUAAAUAUUUUCGUAAAUGAACUAUUGAUUAAAUAGUACAAUAGUAAAAAGCACAACAUUAAAGGGACUCAAUGUUACUAAAAUAACUUUAGCUUAAUGAAGCAGUUUUGGUGUAUGGAUCAUACUCCUGCAAUCUCACUGCUCAAUUGUCUGCCAUUUAGGAGUUAAAUCACUUCUGUUUUUGCAGCUCUAGCCAAACUUCCCCUGACUGUGACACACACAGACUCAAUGAAAAUAAAAUGAUUUCAUUUUCAAUCAGAAUUUAAUUUUUAUUUCCUUCUCUGUAAAUUGAACAUUAAUUACACACAGGAGGCUCCUGCAGGAUCUAGCAAGCUAUUAACAGAGCAGGAGAUAGGAAAUUCUAAAUUAAACAGAAUAAAGGAAAUGUAAACAUUAGAUGACUCUUUACAGGAAGUGUUUAGGAGGGCUGUGCAAGUUACAUACAGGGAGGUGUGACUAUGGCAGCAUAAACAAAGUGAUUUAACUCCUAAAUGGCAGAAAGUUAAGCAGUGAGACAGCACGGGCAUGAUCUAUACACCAAAACUGUUUCAUUACACUAAAGUUGUUUUGGUGACUAUAGUGAUCCUUUAAAAUGAGCUCAUUUCAGCUGUAUAGGAAAAGUUAUGAUUAUGACGGUUACUUCUCAGCCAACUCAUGAUGUUUUUUCUUCAUCCUCCAGGACAAGCCUAUCAAUGUUACACGUGCAAUAUGGCUACUAAUGAUGCAGAAUGUAUGCAAGUCACCAACUGCUCGUCCCCAACUCCCUACUGUGGGUCCGUAGUUGGUAUGUUGCUUAAAAAACAGAAAACUAAUAAUUAGCCCACUUGUAUUUUAAUUGUUUCUCAUGUUUUAGAGCUGUGAUAUUUAUCAACAUGUCAGAUUAUUCUGUAAAACUAAUAUGGGAAAAUGCAGACUUUGUACCAUACAUCGACAACUUUUAUUCCAUGUGAUCUGCUGCGGGCUCUGUUCCCCUUAGCAUAGACUAGACUUUUAAAGGUGCCUCCCCUGAAGCCCAUCAGUGUAUUAUUAUUAUUAGAAUUGCUUCUGUUCAUGUUGCUACCAGGGCACAAGUUAUAUCAUAUCCUUAUGUUCUUUAGUCAUUCACUCUAAGCACUGUGAUAUUUUCAACUUUACUAUUGCUACUCAAAAAUGUGCAGCUGUUUAUGUUUUUUUGUUUGUUUUUUAUUUAUCAAAAGGGUAAUACAGAAGAGAAAAAGCAUAUUGUACUGUAACAAUGUUAUGGAGCACAGACAUGUGACACGAAUAUGAAUAACCAAUAAGACCACCAUUAAAUUCUGUACUGUCAAUAGUCAGGGUUUUGUAAAACAACCAAUAAACACGUACAAUACACUCAGACACUCCCACACAAACUCCUCCCCUCUGCCUGUGAUACAAUUACCUUACACAAUGGGUUAAUGUAAUUAUCACAGGCAGAGAAAUACAGUUUUUCCACAUUAUUCAUAGCUUUAAAAGUAUACAUCACAUAAAACUUACAUUUUCAGAAUCAGCAUACUCCAAAUACAAACAUAUGUCAAAAUCAUCCAAAUUGGUCCAGUGGUUCAAAAGAUAGAUCGAAGUCCUUUGUGACCAAAUGAAGGAUGGCUUUUCUGCCCAAAACCAGUUCCACAGAGUCUUCUGUAAUCCAAUUAUCUCCAAGGAAAGAGGCAAAACUCCAUUGAACACAUGGUAGCAAAAGACAAUAAAAUACAUAAAAAUAUAUAACUGUGCAGCUAUUGCAUAAAACAGGUACAUUCAACAUAUCACCAGAUAGCUCAGAUCUGAGCGCACAUUAUUACUGAAUGGUGCUCAGAUCACAUACAUACAGUUCAAUUGCCAUGGAGCCAAAGUCUUUCACAUAGUCUUUCGUUAUACAAAUGGGAUCUAUGGCAUAGCUAUCUGGGGUAUAUUCAAAUAGGGCAAGCACCGAAUGACCCAGCUUUCGUGUCUUUGCAGGGGAAAAUCAAGCGUUUCAACAUGGGGCCAUAGUCUAAAGGCAGUAGGCGGGCAACCAGGCUCCUCCAAUGCACAGUGGCGAGAUUGGUUUUGUCACAUCUCUCCCCUUUUCCAAACAGACUAACAGGGUAUCUGACCUCCUGCCGGUCAGUGCCCUGGUUAGUCCAGCAACCCACCCAUAAAACACAAUUAGUAGUACAGCCCACCCACAAUAAAUGGUUACUACACCUGAGUACGGGGAAAACUUGUCCAUGUCCAGGUGCCUCACCACAGCUGUGUGGGGGACUGGUAUGCUGAAUUUCAGGGGGACGAAGCGUAUCAUGGUUGCGUGAUCGGGAGCUGCAAACAGACAAUCGUAGUACGUCAGCUAUGACUGUGGCCCAGCUCUGGUGAGCUUUAUUCGAAGUGGAGAGCCAUAUAUGUGUCAUGGUCACCCCUUUUCUAGCAUUACAUAAAGAAUAUAUAAUGCUAAACUAAAAAAACGUGAAAUACAAAACAAAAAACGCAAAAUUGGAUCCACCUGGAGACGGGUGUAUCUCUAAAUACCAGAAAUGUGCAUGGUAUGUAUCCUGUAAAGAAUAGAAGUCUUGCUGCCCAGAUUAGCAUACUGUAUCAGAUUUCACAUUCCCUGAUAGGGUUGGCCAGUAAGAAUCUGCACCACGGUUCCCAUGUGAGAAUGUAAUGUUGGUAGUAGUUUUUGGAUACUGAUACUUGCAUGUUUCCUCCAUAAUUCUAAUACUUUUGACUUUCUGAAUCCAAUCUCUAAUGGAUGGAGAGUUAGCUUGUGUUGGAGCAGGGAUGCCUUGGUCUUAGGCAGGUUUGUCGGGAGAAGGUGGAAAAUUAACAUUCUAGGUUUGAGCGGGAUCGUCACCUCCAAAUUGGUAUGGAUAAGUCCGGCUAGGCGAGACCAGAAAGUGUGCAUUAUGACCACCAUAUAUGUGCUGAGUUGCCACUGGGUUGGUGGCAUCUCCAACAUUGGUUGGAAGAGAGAGAGAAUAGUGUCUGUAGUUUGGCAGGUGUGUUGUGCCAUCUGACUGUCUUGUAGUUGGCCUCCUGCACAGCAAGGUUCAGAGAUGAUUUAUGGAUAAGCCCAAAUGUUUUUUUCCAGCUCUAUAUGGUAGGGAAAAGAAGAAUUCCCUUUCUGGUUGUGGCUGGGUGUUUUGUAGGAGGGAGAACAUGGAAGAUAUCUGUUUUUGCUUAAUGGAGUGUAAGGAGCAGCUGUGUUCAAAAUUUGUAAGUGCGCAAGUUCCCUUCUGCAUUUUGUAUAAAAUGGAGAAGUUGAUUAUAUUGGGCAGCUGUUUAUGUUAAUUGCUGGAUAUAUGAACAGAAGAUUAUUUGGUGUUAAAGGGACAAGAAGAUGUUUUGGUGAUAUCCUUGUGAUAUCCUUGUUGCACUUCAAAAAUAAAGAAUUACAAAAUAUUAUAAGGAAUACAUGGCUCUAUCAGAGGCAUAAUAUCAGAGGUAAUAAAAACAUUAUAUAAUUAACACUCUUUAAUGCCCACAGUCUAAACCAACAUUUUAAGUAUUCCUGCUAAACCCUUUGUAGACUCAAGCUUACAUGUUCUGCCGUAUGGGGACAAACACAGCCUGUGGGUCUCUGUGACAAAAAUAAGAUCACAAUGUGUGGAUACAGUCUAUAAUGAAUGUGGCUCAUCUUCCUGUCCACCCGCACCUCCCACGCCUCCCCACUUUGACAGUCCCUAGAUUGGCUUCCCGUAAGAUACAGGGCUCAAUUUAAGAUCCUGAUACUUGCUUAUAAAUCUCUACACAAUGCUGCUCUGACCUACUUAUCCUCACUAACACAAAAAUAUGUCCCGUCUAGGCCCCUACGCUCUGCCGGAGACCUACGUCUAACCUCUGUUCAUACUCCUACCUCUUAUGCUCACCUUAAAGACUUCUCUAGGGCUGCACUGAUCCUAUGGAAUGCCCUACCCUCUCUGUGAGACUUUCAGCCAGUCUCCACUCUUUAAAAAAAAAGUACUUCUUUAAAAAAGCGUAUCAAUUAAACUGUGAACAGUUUUCCCUCCCCGCACCCUGAUUCCUCUCCUGAAACUGUCAUCAAAACAAAACACUAACCCCUCAGUGAAUACUAUUCUAGCAACCUUCUUUUCUACUCUACAUCUACCCUUUGUGUCACUAUACCCUCUAACAUGUAAGCUCACUGAGCAGGCCCUCAAUCCCUCUCUUACUGUGUCACUAUACCCCACUCCCUCUAACAUGUAAGCUCACUGAGCAGGACCCUCAAUCCCUCUGUUACUGUGUCACUAUACCCCACUCCCUCUAACAUGUAAACUCACUGAGCAGGGCCCUCAAUCCCUCUGUUACUGUGUCACUAUACCCCAUUCCCUCUAACAUGUAAACUCACUGAGCAGGACCCUCAAUCCCUCUGUUACUGUGUCACUAUACCCCACUCCCUCUAACAUGUAAACUCACUGAGCAGGGCCCUCAACCCCUCUGUUACUGUGUCACUAUACACCACUCCCUCUAGCAUGUAAACUCACUGAGCAGGUGUCACGUAUUCAUCCGCUUAUAGAAAUGUGGUUAAUGACAUUUACUGUCCACACAGGAAAAGUUGUGCCGAGCAGCAAACUAAUCCACAGAAGGGUUAAUGCUGAGCAGCAAUCAUGCAAAUGAAACCUGGUAACUGACUUUGUGGUUGAAGGCCGGUUACAGCCUAUCAGAACUAAAGGAGGGGUAUUUAGGCCCAGUUCUCAUCCUGCUCAGUGCCCUGUCGUGGUUUCCCUUGUGGUUGUCCGAGAGCACGUUCCUGUUUAUAGUUUUCUACCUGGUUUUUGACUUUGGCUUUGUUUAUUGACUUCUCUAUAUUCUGGUAUCCUAACUCCUGGCUUUCUUCAUCCCUGCGUCCCUUUCUGUGUUCCCUGACCUCGGCUAGUAUUUUUUACUAUUCUAUGUACGUUAAAUCCGGCCAAUCUAAGGACCGGUAAUACGUUACUUAUUUGUCAUCCGUGCUAUACAGUUCUACGUGCUGGAUCAAACAGUAAUCCUGACAUUACGACAUGGCCAUAGAUCCUGUAGAACUGUGUCAGCACAUAGCUACUUGCGAGAGGAAAUUAGAGGAGAAUGAUCAUCGCAUGGAUCAAUUCGCUCAGGCUUUCAGUACGCUUCUCGCUAGAACGGCGCAUCUGCAGCCUGCAGCGUCUCCUCCUAUAGCACCUCUACUCUGUGUACCUCCACCCACUGUUAAUAGGACUCCUAGUAUCUCCUUAUCGCCAUCCCUACAGUUUGAUGGCAAUAUCCAGGAAUGCAGGGGUUUUCUUAAUCAGGUGGAGUACCAUUUUGAGGCCUCACCAGGGUCGUUCCCCAUGGACAGAGCAAAAAUUGGUUAUCUAAUGAAUCAAUUAAAGGGCAAGGCCCUUGCCUGGGCUAAUCCGUUGUGGGAGAGUAAUCGGAGCAUAACUCAAAAUUACCAGGAAUUCCUUGCCGAAUUCAAGCUCACGUUUGAGCCAUCGGGUAGAGAGGAUGACGCCUCCACUGCCCUAAUGCACAUCAGACAAGGUAACCGGUCUAUCUCGGAUUAUGCUAUUGAAUUCCGUACCUUAGCUUCCGAGGUAGACUGGACUAACAAUGGGUUAAUCUCAGCAUUCAAAAAGGGUCACUAGACUGUCAGAGGCCGAAAAACAGUAUAGGAGAAGGGAGGGGUUAUGCCUAUAUUGCGGUAGAAAGGGACAUAUGAUAACUAAUUGUCCAGUGCGUCCGGAAAACUUCUGCACCUAAGAACCUUAAGGGGACAGAUCUUACGUGUGAUGGAGUUGUCCUCUAACAAAAACAAAAGUAGAUUCCUCCUUGAGGUAUCUAUUUCCCUUGAUAACAAGAAGUUUUCUUGCAGUGACUCAGGUGCUGCUGGAAAUUUUAUUGAUGUCCAGUUUAUUAGGGGUAAUGAGAUACCGGUCAGGGAGAGACCUAUGCCACUAGCUGUAGAGGCUAUUGAUGGUAGACCACACACACAACCGCUUAUAACCCACGAAACUGUCCCUAUUACGAUCUCCAUUGGGGCCUCCCAUAGGGAGGAGAUGACGUUUCAGGUUAUUACUUCUCCAUCAUGUCCUAUCAUAUUAGGGUUUCCGUGGCUGAGUAAGCACAAUCCCUAUAUUGACUGGGCUAAUGGGGAGAUAUUAGAAUGGGGUAAAGAGUGUAUGGGGAGAUGUAUAAAACCAGUACUAAAGAGAUUGGAUACUAUUGACCUUCCCACUACCACUCCCCAAACUCCUGGAGUUCCCAUACAAUACCGAGAACUUCAGGAGGUGUUUAACAAGGCUCAAUCCGAUGUAUUGCCUCCCCACAGAUCAUAUGACUGUGCCAUUAACCUGUUUCCAGGCGCUAUGCCACCUAAGGGGGCAGUUUAUGCCUUAUCUCCCCAGGAGAGUAAAAUAAUGGAGGAAUACAUCAAAGAAUCCUUGAGCAAAGGGCAUGUGACAGAACCAUCUGUCUGCUUGGAUUUUUACUACGUUCGUCUGUUUGUCCCCCGUUCGUAUGAAUGGCUGGUUUCUAUAGCCCAGCCAUUCGAAUGACUCUUUUUCCCGAACAAAACUGCCGAACGAACGGCCACCCAAGUGAGGAGCGUGCUGCAGGUUAACGAAGUGAUCCCAAUUAGAACGUUGUGGUUAACCGCAGACACUUCUCAAUUAAGCCGAAUUCAGGGUGGUCGUCGUUCGUAUGUCGACCACGAGGCAGCGGCCAUUUUAAAUCAUGCGAACGCUCAGCGGUGUUUGGCUCUAUUUCUAUGGAACUGAAAACGGACACUUUUUCUGCCGAACACCGCUGAAACAACGGAACGCCUGGCUGCCUCCAUGAAAGCAUGCGAACACCGGCCGUUCGGGAGAUUGAGAGCAUACGAAAAGACUUAACCCAGAUAGCCUUCCCAUGGAGUCAUUCGUAUACCGAAAGACUGUAAGAACUUUGACUCCAUGGCGAUUGAACUAUGUGUGUGGGAUCUGAGCGCUAUUCGCUAAUAAUAUGCACUCAGAUCCAGGCUAUCUGGGGACAUGUAAUACGAAGGGGAAAUGUUCAGUUUUCAUGUAGUUAUAUAUUUUUAUGUCUUUUAUUAUUUUAUGUCUAAAAUGGCGACUGGCUUUGUCCUGGAGUUAAUUGAGUUACUUGGUAAUUAACUCCAGGGCAGAGGGGAGGGAAUCAUAAUGCACUGUGGGUAAAAUCUGUGACUGUGUGUCUGAAAUGUCCCUCCAUCUGUCUGUAGUUUAAGUCUCCCAUUUGGUCCCCUAGGGGAGUGUCCACCAGGUGGGAGACCUGCAUAAAUACGGGCAGGUAGCCCACAGUAAAACGAGAUUCUGUUUGACCCUCAAUGCGGAGCUUCUGUCUCGUUAUUGGGGGGAUUUCUUCUUCACGUUUAGAGACUGCUGGAUGGAACGAAAGCCGCUUGGGGCAUAUUGCUGUUCGACGGUUACCAGCAGUUCGUGUAUUGCCGUUCGGGAGUUGGAGCCAUUCACGGAUCUCGUUCGGGAGAUUGCCGCUUCCCCUGCAUUUGGUUCGUGUGUUACAGAUUAAGCGAACGGAGACUGUACUGCAGCCGGGGAAGGUCUACUAAACGGCGGUUUGGCUUAAAGGCACUGGAGGUGUCUUAACAGGGCACAUAAGAAAGUCAUCCUCACCAGCUGGUGCAGGAUUCUUUUUUGUUGAGAAAAAGGGUGGUGAGUUACGCCCUUGCAUAGACUACAGGGCACUUAAUAAAAUCACUGUAAAAAAUACAUACCCUAUCCCACUCAUUUCCGAAUUGUUCGAUAGACUUCAGGGAGCUAAAGUAUUUACUAAGCUUGACCUUAGGAGCGCUUACAAUUUGGUUAGAAUUAAAGAGAAUCAUGAGUGGAAGACGGCAUUUAAUACCCGUAGUGGACACUAUGAAUAUCUGGUAAUGCCAUUUGGGUUAUGCAACGCCCCGGCCGUAUUCCAAGACUUUAUAAAUGAUGUACUCAGGGAAUUCAUUUACUCAUUUGUCUUGGUUUAUUUGGACGAUAUUUUGGUGUAUUCCCCUGAUCUUCAAACUCACCACUCCCAUGUGAAACAGGUUCUGCAGACGUUGUUGAAAAAUAAACUUUAUUGUAAAUUAGAAAAGUGCAUAUUUGACCAGCCUGAAGUCCACUUUUUGGGUUACAACAUCUCUGCAUCGGGAUUUCAAAUGGAUCCUAAAAAACUAGAGGCUGUACUACACUGGCCAUUACCCUCUGGUUUAAAAGCCAUUCAAAGGUUUAUUGGUUUUGCCAACUAUUACAGAAGAUUCAUCAAGGAAUUUUCUUCUGUAAUAGCCCCAAUCACAAAUAUGACUCGCAAAGGGCUUAGUAGCACGGUAUGGUCCAAAGAGGCUGUGAAUGCUUUUGAGACUCUUAAACAAAGAUUUGCUUCUGCGGACAUACUAAAACAUCCCGACACUAGUAAACCUUUUAUAUUGGAGGUUGAUGCAUCCGAGACAAGGGUAGGGGCUGUUCUCUCUCUCAGGGAACACCAUUGCAUCCUUGUGGCUACUUCUCCAGAAAGAUGUCUCCUGCUGAGCGCAACUACGAUAUUGGCAAUAGAGAACUGUUGGCCAUUAUUCUUGCCCUCAAGGAGUGGCGACAUCUUUUGGAGGGUUCCAAGGACCCCCUGUUGAUCAUAACCGACCACAAAAAUCUGGCAUAUAUAGGGGAUGCCAAACGUUUGUCUUCCAGACAGGCUAGAUGGUCACUGUUCCUUUCACGUUUUAACUUUCUCAUUACUUAUAGACCUGGUUCUAAAAAUACCAAGGCUGAUGCCUUGUCCAGGCAAUUUGAUAAUGAGUCAGCUCCGGAACAGGUGACAUCUCCUAUUAUUCCACCAGAGUGUAUUAUUGCUACUACUGUCCUCUCACUGUCUUCUCCACUGCUUGGCACCAUACUGGAGGCCCAGCCUCAGGCGCCCAGUGGUAAACCGUGUGAUAAACUGUUCGUUCCCCUAUGUGAAAGGGUUAAUAUCAUGAAAGUGUUCCAUGACAAUAUAACUGCUGGACACCCGGGCAUCAAUAAGUCCACUGCCGCGAUCACUAGAUCAUUUUGGUGGGAUUCACUCAGGAAAGAUGUAAAGGAGUAUGUGCAGGCAUGUUCUGUGUGUGCAGUUUCUAAGGUGACUCAUGCACUUCCUUGUGGCCUGUUGCAGCCUCUUCCUGUUCCUGAAAUUCCAUGGUCCCACUUAUCCAUGGACUUUAUUGUUGAGCUUCCUAUUUAGUCAAAUAUAUGAGUCUGAAAUAAUCUUACAUAUAAUAUUAUUUCAACCAAACUCAUUGUUUAUUUCACCAUUGAAGCAUGUCAAGAUGUAGAUCAUCUUUGUCCAGUGCUAGAAUUUUGUUUAGCAGGGGGAGAGGCAGGAGUCGCUUUUCUCUCCUAAUCUUUUUUUUUUUUUUUUCUGUUUUUACUAUUAUUAUUUUUAUUGUUUGAUUUUAGAGCAGAGUUUUGUUUUUUUUUUAACCAGAAAUAGUACAUUAACCUGUAUUUACUUUCCAAAUACAACUUAUGUUUAGAUGUUAUUACCCAGCUUAAUGGCACUCAUCUUAGCAACCUCGGCUGAGUUACAGCCCUAUCCACUGAGCUAUCUCACUACCUGCUUGAAUAAUGUUACCAUUCUUCUUAUCUCAGUGUGUCAGUGUACUUACCACUGCUGUAAGUCUUCUCUUGAAAAUCCAACUACAUACAGAAUGGAUAGACAUACACCAACUGAUGAAGCCACACCCGGCAAAACGCGUCUGGGUAUUAUUUUGGACACUAGUAGACUUUUACCCUUGUUUAUUUUAUCCAGUGUUUUACUAAAUACAUUUUUGGGGAAUUUCUUUGACCAUAUUUCCAAGACCAUCAGCAAAGGGGUUUGGAUCACCCAAAAGAGAUCCUAAGGAAAUUCGUACCAGAGCCAGGUCAAGUAUAUGGCUCUAUCUUUUUGAGUGUGUUUCAGUAACUGAUUUGCCAUAUUAUGUGUUAAGAUAUCUGCACUAUUAUGUACCUCUCUAUUUUUACAGUGAUACAGUAAGAAGAGAGGAAAGUAUAUUUAAAUUUGUCUUUACCUGCUCCACCUAUUUUGGUGUGUUAUAUAGAAUGGAUAGACUUGUUUGUAAAGAUAAUAUAUACAUUGUAUUUAUUUUUAUAUUAGCUCUGUUGUAUGGUAAUAACCUAUUGUCAGAACUCACACUCCGUCUCUUUUCCCACUUACAGUUGAUGCCAGCUUUAUAAAGGUGGUGAGCAAGUUUUGUUCGGCAGCAUGUGUUAACGGCAACCAGAACUUUACUGUACUGUCUAGUACAGAGAGCUGCUGCCAGUCCGACUUUUGUAACGACCAAUCAAUCGGCAACAACAACUUCGAUUUUGGCAGCGGCGCAAGUGGAAUGGCCAGCAACAUUUUUCUCAUCUUCACAUUCGCAUUCCUCCUCAGCGUCAUACCCACACUGAGAAUAUAAGGAACCCAUCAGUGAUUUAUUGUAAUAUCUCCCCAAAAAUCAGUAAAUUUUAAUAUGGUCCUUAGGGGGAUAUUUUCACAGAUUGUGAGACACAAUGAAGGUGCACAGGUAAAUUUAUCAUGUUUUAUAACUGGCCAACAGCACACAUUAAAAUUCUAACUAAAGAACGGAUGUGAAAAAUUCCUAACCGCAGUCCACCGUGCAUGUGUCAUCCUAUCGUCCUACAUAGAGAUUAUUCAUAGGGAUUUUCUUUCUAUACCUUUACUGCAGUCAGAUUAUUAACCAUUAGUGCACCAGUGAGACAUAUGGCCUAACACAUCUCUCACCAAUUAUAACCAAAGGCUUUGUUUGUAAAAGUUAGUAGACAUAUAGAUAAAUAAGAUAAAAUAAAUGUCCUUUACUGUUACGUCACAGGUAUGUCAGCCAAAUCAAUAUUCCAUAGUCAUUCGAAUGAGUCACUAUAAAAAAAAAAUGUUUUUUUUUAGUUUGUGAACAUUUAAAUCUUUAAAAUGUGGAAAUAAAGUGAUAAUUUAACCAUACAAUGCUUUUAUGUGCUGAAACUCAAAUUGAAAUGUGUAUCUAAUUUUUGACAAACUGUUUUAUUUUGGUUUGUACAGUUUUAAGAUAAAUCAGCUCAGUUGGUAUUCAUGGUACAUUGGAUAAAGACACGAGGGGCUCCAUGAGGGAUUUUAUAAAAUAUCCGACUUGAUCUAUAUGACAACAUUUAGCAUGUUUAACCUUGCAAUGAAUCCCUGAAGUGGCGUUAUGGUUUGUUUUUGUUUUCACAAAGUGAGCUUGUCAUUUCCUGAUCAAUGAGCCAUAACAGUCUUGUGUGCUAAAUAAAAAUAUUUGCAAUGAAAAAGGGAGUCUCUAGUUUUCUAUAUCUGUAGGAUGUAUAUCCUAUCCCUUAUGGCAUUAACUAAAGGACUUUGAAAAAUGACUUGAGUCUACAGUGACUUAAAUUGGUAUUCAUUAGAUGCCCACAUGUGUAAGUGCAUAAACUCACAAGUCUGAGAGACAACAGAUGCUCAAAUAAGUAGCAGUUUUCCUUUUGCUAGCCAGCAGAGGAGACUCUCUAAAUAGGCUAGUUAGGCAGCCUCCUAAGGCAUUGUGCUCUCAGGGACCUCGCAGCCACCUAACUCGCCUUAGAGCAAGAUUGAUCGUCGGGUCCUCGGUCCAUUAUCUAGGGUGCAACAUCAUGUCAGGGCCCAUCUAUGUAAAAUGGACAGAUUCCUUGGGUUAAUGGGGUAAAUUCAUAGGAUCUCUAAGGGAAUCGGCAGAUCUUAUGGUGACCUAGCAGGUUCGGAGAGUGGGACAGUUUUUCCAGGUGGUUUCAAUAUCCAAAUACAGAACACUCAUUGUUGCUUAGGGUACAAACAUAACACACUUUACAUUUGUUAAUCAAAUCCUGAAUGAAUUAACAAUAGUUCUACAGGAAAUCAUUUUUUUCC